Stegastes partitus (bicolor damselfish) is the source of this 1109-nucleotide messenger RNA. RefSeq names its product apolipoprotein L1-like. Gene Ontology annotation, biological process: lipid transport; lipoprotein metabolic process. Gene Ontology annotation, molecular function: lipid binding. NCBI's taxonomy places the organism in Eukaryota, Metazoa, Chordata, Actinopteri, Pomacentridae. The transcript has 3 exons. The coding region runs from base 60 to 1109 and encodes 349 amino acids. The record is from RefSeq and is a predicted model, not a curated record. Gene Ontology annotation, cellular component: extracellular region; membrane.
AGACCACCGAGAUCAUCUGUCUCACACUGCAGAAAAGCCACAUCUUUGAACUGAGCCACAUGAUGGACAAAAACGUGAUGGUUGACCUAAAUGUGGAUUUGUCUGAAGAUGAUGUGCAAAAGAUGCUUGAUCACAUUAACCAGCUUGAUGAAAUCAGGAUGGACCUGUACUUCCGGAUGGUGUUCUUGUUCCAGGAAGUGUCCUGUUCUCACUUUAUCAGUGAAUUCAAAGAGCGACAGCCCAGGAUGCUCCAGUUUCUAAAGGAGCUGGAGGAGAUUGCUGUUCAGCUUGACAAGAUGAAUAAAGGUGCAAAGAUCUCCAGUGUGGCAGGCAGCUCAGUGGGGGCGGUUGGAGGUGUGCUGUCCAUUGUUGGUUUGGCACUGAUUCCUUUCACAGCUGGAGGUUCUUUAGCUCUGACAAUAGGUGGAUUGGGACUUGGGAUCACCAGUGGAGUCAACAGCAUUGUCACCACAGCAGCAGAGGCUGGAGUGAACGCUACGCAAAAAAAGAAAGCUGGUGACGUCAUCCAGAGCUUCAUGAAAGACAUGCAGAUUGUCCAGGGUUGUCUGGAGGAGGUGGCCAAUCAGCCAGUCGCCAAAGUAGGAGCGAAGCUGAUAGAGAUUUUUGUGGCAUUUAUUAAAAUAGGCGUUAAGACAUAUUCUGUUAAAAGACAAAUUGGUUUACUUACUGAGGCAGUCUCUGCUGCUAAGGCGCUGAGAAAUGAGGAGCUGAUUUCAAGUGUUGGCGCUGAGGCAGUUCAGGAAGUAAACAUAGCACGUGCUGCAGAAAGUGUGGCCUCAGAGCUUCCAGAAGUAACUGAGGCAGCAGUCGAGGGGCCUCUGUCUCUGUCCAGGACAGUCAGGAUGGGUUCUGCUGCUCUCAAUGCUCUUUUCAUUGGGGUAGAUGUCUACUUCAUCUGCAAAGACAGCAUCAGUCUGGCCAAAGGCACCGAGACUGAAGUGUCAAAGUUCAUCAGAGCCAGAGCUGCUCUGUGGAACGCUGAGAUGGACUCGUGGGAGAGAAUCUGUGAAUCGCUGUGCAAAGGCCAGCCGACAUCAAAGAAAAUGAAAGCUGUCCUUGAGUCGCCAUUUUAUCCAGAUACAGAUUAG